ACGAAAUUGCAGAGGAUGGCGAGGUUUAUUUUAGGCGGGAGGGGCCGCAUUAUCGCCCAGGUUUCAAAGACAAGGGGGCUCUUUUGGCAGCCAUGUUCUCUCGGCAGACGUUACUCAACAAUACCCGAAAGCACAAAAGAAGAACUCACUCCUCUGUCAAAGCAUUUGCGAGAGCAAAUAAAGUUCGGUGGUCCAAUUUCGGUAGCACAGUACAUGCGCUCGGCGCUUACGCAUCCUCUCGGUGGAUACUAUAUGAAGGGUGAUGUAUUCGGAGCAGCUGGAGACUUCACCACAUCCCCAGAGAUCAGUCAAAUGUUUGGAGAGCUGGUUGCAGUCUGGUUCGUAACCCAGUGGCAAGCACUUGGUUCCCCGAAAAAUAUCCAGCUAGUUGAACUAGGCCCAGGACGUGGAACCUUGAUGUCGGAUAUGUUACGGGCACUCGGGCACUUUGACUAUGUCCACUCUACCAUUCGCGGUGUUCAUUUAGUCGAAGCCAGUCCGUUCUUACGAAGGGUGCAAGCUGAGAAACUUGCUUCGUUGCCCGACGUGACGGACAGUAUGGAGAGUGUGAAGCGCGAUGAUGGGUUGGAGAUUCAUUGGCACACUUCUCUGGAUACAGUGCCUGAAGGGACCUGUUCGAUGAUCAUCGCGCACGAGUUCUUUGAUGCUAUGCCCAUAUACAAGUUUGAGUUGACGGAAGAUGGCUGGAAGGAGAUUCAAGUAGCUGCGGAUGAAUCGACUGACAGUCCACACCAUUUUUGCUUUACACUAUCCCCGGGCCCAACAAACGCAUCCCUGACCAUCAUGGCACAUGAAAGGUUCCAGAAUUUCAAGGUGGGCGAUCGCGUCGAGGUGUCGCCAGAUUCUUACGCGGUAGCGAAUCAUGUCGCGCAGCGUAUAAAGAAGGAUGGUGGAUCUGCACUUUUUAUCGAUUAUGGACGAGACCAUGUGGUGGGGGACAGUCUGCGAGGUAUCCGCAAGCACAACUUUACCAAUGUUCUGAGUCGACCCGGUGAUUCUGAUCUCAGUGCUGACGUUGACUUUUCCUUUCUUCGAGAUGCGGCAAAGGAUCUUGCUGCCGCACAUGGACCCAUAACGCAGUCAACGUUCUUAAGAGCAAUGGGGAUUGGGCCAAGAAUGAAUAUGCUGCUCGCUAAUGCAGACGCUCCGCGACGAAAAGACAUUGCAACAGCCUUUGAUCGCCUCGUGUCUCCACUGGGAAUGGGAACAGUUUACAAGUUUAUGGCUCUCACACCCGAGGGCGCACCUGAACCCUAUCCCUUUCAACCUGAUCCGUUGAUGGUACCACAGAAAGAGGAGGAGCACUAGACGUACGGUUUGGUACUGAGGGACAGCCAGUCAUGUCAUACCCUUUACACACUGUACAUAAUCAUGAGAGGCACAUAUUCCAAUAGAGAAGAAAAGAAUCAUAAAUUAAGUAACAUUGAUUAUUGAG
Molecule: messenger RNA, 1456 nt
Organism: Spizellomyces punctatus DAOM BR117
Lineage: Eukaryota; Fungi; Chytridiomycota; Chytridiomycetes; Spizellomycetales; Spizellomycetaceae
Exons: 8
Coding region: 16-1329 (437 amino acids)
Biological process (GO): mitochondrial respiratory chain complex I assembly
Cellular component (GO): mitochondrion
Molecular function (GO): protein-arginine omega-N symmetric methyltransferase activity
Source: RefSeq, a predicted model, not a curated record